Messenger RNA from Calidris pugnax (ruff), 2052 nucleotides. It is a transcript of the gene SPOP, whose product is annotated as speckle type POZ protein. The transcript is spliced from 11 exons. The record is from RefSeq and is a predicted model, not a curated record. NCBI's taxonomy places the organism in Eukaryota, Metazoa, Chordata, Aves, Charadriiformes, Scolopacidae. Gene Ontology annotation, biological process: regulation of proteolysis; proteasome-mediated ubiquitin-dependent protein catabolic process. Gene Ontology annotation, molecular function: ubiquitin protein ligase binding. Gene Ontology annotation, cellular component: cytoplasm; nucleus. Bases 226 to 1350 code for a protein of 374 amino acids.
CCUGCUUUGGGACAGGGCUUCUGGGGCUUCCCCGGGCCGGCCUGGGAGCGGGGCCGGCGGCAGGAGUCACUCGUAGGGCCGGGAGGACAGAAAAGAUGCAGAGCCUCUGACUGUGUAGCGAAUGCCCGGAACAGACUUGGGAGUUCAUUUUUAUACUGGCGAAGAUCAAUUAUUAUAAAUUUCUUCUGCUGAGUUGUGAAAUUCUGUUUAAUCUUCAAACUGGCGAUGUCAAGGGUGCCGAGUCCUCCUCCUCCGGCAGAAAUGUCGAGUGGACCUGUAGCCGAGAGCUGGUGCUACACUCAGAUCAAGGUGGUGAAGUUUUCCUACAUGUGGACGAUAAACAACUUUAGCUUCUGCCGAGAAGAAAUGGGGGAGGUCAUCAAAAGCUCAACCUUUUCAUCUGGAGCCAAUGAUAAACUCAAAUGGUGUUUACGUGUGAACCCUAAAGGCCUGGAUGAAGAAAGUAAAGAUUAUCUAUCCCUCUAUCUGCUGCUGGUGAGCUGUCCAAAAAGUGAAGUUCGAGCAAAGUUCAAAUUCUCCAUCCUGAAUGCUAAAGGAGAAGAAACGAAAGCGAUGGAGAGCCAGCGAGCGUAUCGAUUCGUACAAGGCAAGGACUGGGGAUUCAAAAAAUUUAUUAGAAGAGACUUUCUGUUGGAUGAGGCCAAUGGACUUCUUCCAGAUGACAAACUCACUCUCUUCUGUGAGGUGAGUGUGGUACAGGACUCUGUCAACAUCUCCGGGCAGAACACGAUGAACAUGGUGAAGGUACCGGAGUGUCGCUUGGCGGACGAGCUGGGAGGCCUCUGGGAGAACUCCCGCUUCACGGACUGCUGUCUGUGCGUGGCGGGUCAGGAGUUCCAGGCUCACAAAGCCAUCCUGGCAGCGCGUUCCCCGGUUUUCAGCGCCAUGUUUGAGCAUGAGAUGGAAGAGAGUAAAAAGAAUCGGGUUGAAAUCAAUGAUGUGGAGCCUGAAGUUUUUAAGGAAAUGAUGUGCUUUAUUUACACGGGGAAGGCACCAAAUCUUGACAAAAUGGCUGAUGACUUGCUGGCAGCUGCUGACAAGUACGCUCUCGAACGUCUGAAGGUGAUGUGUGAGGAUGCCCUGUGCAGUAACCUGUCGGUGGAAAACGCUGCUGAGAUCCUCAUUCUGGCUGAUCUACACAGUGCUGAUCAACUCAAAACUCAAGCGGUGGACUUUAUUAACUAUCAUGCUUCUGACGUCAUGGAGACAUCAGGCUGGAAGUCCAUGGUAGUAUCACAUCCCCAUUUGGUGGCCGAGGCGUAUCGCUCUCUGGCCUCUGCACAGUGUCCCUUUCUGGGACCCCCACGUAAGCGACUGAAGCAAUCCUAAAGCCUGGCCUGUCACAUCACCCCAUGUUUUUCUGGAAGCAGCAUCAGCUGUUGCUGCUGUAACCUUGACCACCAGGUAGACGGCGAAAUCUGUGGAGCUUUUACUCUGUUGUUGGGGGGAAGAGACUGCUUCGUGACACCCAGACUUUUUAAAACAGCACCAAGUAACUUGGGGGAGAGGGGGGAGGGUGGGGCCUGGGGCUCUGGGGCUGUUUCAACCUAAUGAAUCCCUGUCGCUGCAUCGUCUGUGUGUUCCCUUCGACUUGGCUGAGUCAAUUAAGUACAGGGUUCGGUUUAGGCACCGACCCAAGUCGGAAUAACCCAGCAGUGGUACUGGGGGAAAAAACGUCUCUGCGUCUGGCAGCACAGAACAAAUCGUCAGAUGCCUGGAGCAAGAGGACAUUUUCACUUUGGAGAGCGUUUGGAGGGUUAAAAAAAGAAUUUCCAGUGAGGUUCUGGAAAGGAAGUACCUGAUGGAAGCUCCAGUAGUAUUUAUAUAAAAAAAAAAAGAGAAUUUAAAUCCUUCCAGCUGAGCUAAAAACUGGACGUUUGUGUAACUCCUUAUUGCCAUCCAGCAACAAGAAGAUCAGUUUCUCUGUUAGUAGCACUUGUAUGUUAAUUGCAAAAAAAAGAAGAAAAAAGAAAAAAAAAAACACAAAAAAAAAGAAAAAAAGAAAAAAAAGCCUUUUAUAAAAUGACAGGU